CGUUAGUUUGUCGGUCUACGCGUUGGCGUCGCGACACCCGUUUACGCGUAUCGUGGCCGUCGUUGGAUCGUGUCCCAAGUGUGCGGAAUAACCGUCGGCGAAAUUUGGCGAAUGAUCGACGGCGCGCACUGUUAUGUCUGGUGGUGCGGUCGCUGAGUGUGUAAAACUGCCGAGAGUGACUUCCGACCGAGUUUGAGGUUUCGUGCAAGCAUCGGAUGGACAGCAGACGUUGAAAAAUCGCAGAGGAAACCCCGCGUCGUCUUCCCGUGGUUAUAUCAGGGAUGGAACAUGGCGGUACGUCGAUCAUCUUGGGAGUGCAUUAGUCUGGAAAAUGGCGUCGCAAGGGAAAAAUAGAUUCUGAACUCUCGUGCUGGAAAGGUUGUGGAGAAUGGCAUUUAAUUUCCGCGUGUGCCUCAUGUGGUGUGUUGUUUUCGCAUACGUGUUUUACAUCGGUGAUGGAUUCGUUAACGGGGAGGAUAUCUUGAACGCACCUCUCAUAAGACAUAGGCGUAGCUAUCAGUCAAAGAACAAGACCAACCAGAACCUGACUCAGCCAGACAAGGACAGGAGCCCCGUUUUCGCAACAGAAAACUGCACUGUCGUGUUCGCUCAAGUUGGAGGAACAGCCACCUUGCCAUGUGUUGUGAGAAAGUUCAGCAACGGUGUGGUUUCGUGGAUAAGGAAGCACGACUACCACCUGCUGACCGUGGGCCUGGCCACCUACAACACCGACGACCGUUUCUUGGUGGAACACGUACGCCACCUGCAGAACUGGGGUCUGCUUAUCAGGAACGUCCAAGCCUCUGACGAGGGUCUGUACGAGUGCCAAAUAUCCACACAUCCACCCACCAGUAUUAUCAUCCAGCUCAAAGUCACCAAGGCUUCGGCGUCCAUCCAGGGAUCUCCCGACCUCUACCUCAGAGCUGGCUCCGUACUGCGACUGGUGUGCACCCUCCAGCAUUCCACUGAGCCCCCCGCCUACGUCUUCUGGUACCACGAGCAACGGAUGAUAAACUACGACCCAGGGGUGGAGGUGAAGGAAGGCCGCGCCUCCAGCGUGCUACAGAUGCAGGGCGCUGACAAGAGUCACAACGGCAACUACACCUGCAGCCCUUCGAAUGCGGUGCCGGCGUCUAUCAUAGUGCACGUUCUGAACGCCACUGCAGAAGAGAAACCUGCAGCUAUGCAGCAUGCCAAUGCAAGUCCUGCAGUCUCCUCGACACUGAUCCAAUACGGCCUUCUGAUAAUAAUAAUGGUAUCAAGUCAUCCGAUCACGUGAUUUACGCAAUAGUAAGGAGGUAUCUCAAAAAAAAUUACAUCUACGUUCAACGUUCAGUUCGAUGUGAAAAUUCGGUUGAAAGUGAAAUGAACUGAAGCAACCAAUCAGCUUGUUUGUGAAUCUUGAUGAUUGUUCGCAUCAAGUCAAGAAACUUAUGUAUAGUGAUGGAAAAUUAUCACUAAAAACAGCCUACGUUAUACGAAAGAAACAAGAUACUUGGUAAUAAUUGAUAUGACUCUAUAUAAAGCUCUGUGCUGGAUAAAAUGUGAAAAAUUUAUUUCAAUUUGUUGAUAUUGUUAAUGAGUAUGUUUGUUGAAGAACACUCUACAUAAUUUUCUGUUGGAGGAUACUGAAACUAAGGAAACUCGUCCAGUUUGGUUUCGAAAGUUAUCUGAGCACAAAAGAAUAGAAAAUCGACGAAACUGGUGAUUGUUGAAUGUGUUAUAUUUAAGAAUGUUUUGGAUGCAAUUGGAGCAGAUUUCUCUGGAACUUGUAUAUUUGUAUAUAGAGAAUGUAAGAUAUAUUCAUUGAAUAUGUGAUAAUGUUGAAAUAUUCGCUUGCCAAAUUGUAUCCCGGAAUUUCCUUUAUUUUUACUCAAUAAAAUGUAUUUGGAAGUGA
Messenger RNA from Coccinella septempunctata (seven-spotted ladybird), 1897 nucleotides. Its product is annotated as fasciclin-2-like. Bases 389 to 1279 code for a protein of 296 amino acids. Gene Ontology annotation, cellular component: neuron projection membrane. Lineage: Eukaryota; Metazoa; Arthropoda; Insecta; Coleoptera; Coccinellidae. The transcript has 6 exons. Gene Ontology annotation, biological process: synapse organization. The record is from RefSeq and is a predicted model, not a curated record.